Molecule: messenger RNA, 971 nt
Organism: Pseudomyrmex gracilis
Lineage: Eukaryota; Metazoa; Arthropoda; Insecta; Hymenoptera; Formicidae
Product: anaphase-promoting complex subunit 15
Exons: 4
Coding region: 110-700 (196 amino acids)
Biological process (GO): regulation of mitotic cell cycle spindle assembly checkpoint
Cellular component (GO): anaphase-promoting complex
Source: RefSeq, a predicted model, not a curated record
UCAUAGUCGUCUCUCAGAUCUCAGAUCUCAUCUCAUCUCUUUCCCUCUCUUUUUCUCUCUCUCUUUCUCUCUCUCUUGAGAUUGGAGAUCUGAGAUCUGAGAGACGACUAUGAAUUCGGGCCUCAGUGACGCGUUGUGUACAAGACGAACGCAGUCUAUUGCAGCAUUUGUGGACAGCAUACGUCAUCUAGCGGCGCAAGGCAGCGGCUCGAUGGACAGCAUACGUCAUCUAACGGCGCGCGUCGCAAUUUUGCUUCAAAAUGGCGUCGUAUCAGUUGCCUUCGCGAUAAUGGCGAUCAGACCGUUGUGGCCGGAUCUGCGUCCACGGGCGACCGAUCCGCUUUGGUUUAACGCUGACCGGCCGUGCGACGACGAGAGCGAAGUCGCCGCCCUCGAAGCGGAACACCAAGCUUGGAGAGACCACGUUCGUGUACAAGGCUUCGAACACAUCCCGAUUGGAAAAACAAUGAGCGAUUUUCGAGGAUCGGAAGGAGAGGAAGAAGAAGAGGAGGAAGAGGAGGGUGAGGGUGAAGAAGAAGAUGAAUCGGACACUCAUGAAGAAGAGGAAGAGGAGCUUGACGAGAUUGAUAUGGAAGUCAGUUACACUCAUCAUCCGCAAAGAUCGAGUCCAACUGACACUGUUACCGCGCCUGUGUCUAUCAGGAUGGUCAAUGCAACAAACUUAACUCGUUAUUCCUAAUUACCUACGUGUCAGCUUGGAUAUGUUUCGACAUAAAACUUGUACGUAAUUACAUAUUCAAUUCUCUUUACAUUUUUCGUUUUUGCAUAGAGUUCUUUACAAAAGAGUUUUCUUUGUUUGUUAGUUAAAUUUUGUAAUUAAUAUUAUAUUUAAGUAAAUUAUUUGGAGUAGAUAUAUAUAUAGGGAUUUAAUAGGAGAGAUCGUAUUGAUCUCGGACACGUAUAUGGUUUAUAUGUUAGGAUGUGAAUAAAUAAUUAUUUUUUAUUCCUGA